AUGCCACCGCGCAAUUGCAACACCGCCACCGGCUGCCGCACGACUACCAAUAUGGAAUGCAUAUCACCGAAUGCAGAAAGUGACCAAAGUAGAAGCCAAAGUGCAGAAAAUUUGAAAAACAACUUUAACAAUCAAAGUAGUUCUGAGGCCACUAGCAGUGGAAUGGGGACAAUUAAUUAUUUGACUGAGUCACUGAUAAGUCAACACAACGAAAAAAUGAAAAAUAUGUUUGUUCAAAAUCACGCAGAAGUCACAUUGAAUAUAAAAAAUAACAACAAACGAAACGAAUCGAGAAUGAUAACUACAAACGAGAAAAUUGCAGAUCCCAUCUUUCCUCGGGCUCAAGGGGUCAAAAGAUGCAGAAACAGCAGUAAAGAAAGUGUGCACGAAAAGGUGCCAAAGAAGAAGUUUCACGGGAUGCAUACCAAUGUGGUGAUUUUAAACAAUACAGAGAAUAAUUUAAUGAAACUUAAUGUUAAUAAUACAUCCACAAUCCAAAAUGAUACAAACACAAAUACGAAUACAAAUACAAAUAACUGCCAAACUCCUUUAGUUAACACACCUGAUUCACUGCCUACACAAAUAAACACGAAAUUUCAAGCAACGCCUGCGAGUUAUUAUAACUAUUUUGGUAUAUUUCAAGCACAAAAUCCAUCCUGCAUAAGAGAUAAAGAUAGUGCAAUACUCCCAGUAGCAUCUGAAAAUAUGAUGCAACAGAAUCUGCACCAUAUGACAGAGACUUCAACAAAAAUAGGGAGUCAACAAUGGAGCGAUGUUAGUGAAGAUAUUUCAAGUACUUCCAGUUUUUAUAGUAGCUUCCUUAGUAAAAGUUGUGAUGGAACAUCUAGCUCUGAAUCGAAGAGAUCCAAUCAAGAGGUAAAAAUUUAA
Molecule: messenger RNA, 888 nt
Organism: Belonocnema kinseyi
Lineage: Eukaryota; Metazoa; Arthropoda; Insecta; Hymenoptera; Cynipidae
Exons: 5
Coding region: 1-888 (295 amino acids)
Source: RefSeq, a predicted model, not a curated record